Schistocerca nitens (vagrant locust) is the source of this 1617-nucleotide messenger RNA. Its product is annotated as apical junction molecule-like. The transcript is spliced from 5 exons. The record is from RefSeq and is a predicted model, not a curated record. NCBI's taxonomy places the organism in Eukaryota, Metazoa, Arthropoda, Insecta, Orthoptera, Acrididae. Bases 1 to 1617 code for a protein of 538 amino acids.
AUGCAAGGCCUGCCUUCUGCCUUUGUAGAAUUGGAAGAAGUAGAAUUGGAAGAAGUAGAAUUGGAAGAAGUAGAAUUGGAAGAAGUAGAAUUGGAAGAAGUAGAAUUGGAAGAAGUAGAAUUGGAAGAAGUAGAAUUGGAAGAAGUAGAAUUGGAAGAAGUAGAAUUGGAAGAAGUAGAAUUGGAAGAAGUAGAAUUGGAAGAAGUAGAAUUGGAAGAAGUAGAAUUGGAAGAAGUAGAAUUGGAAGAAGUAGAAUUGGAAGAAGUAGAAUUGGAAGAAGUAGAAUUGGAAGAAGUAGAAUUGGAAGAAGUAGAAUUGGAAGAAGUAGAAUUGGAAGAAGUAGAAUUGGAAGAAGUAGAAUUGGAAGAAGUAGAAUUGGAAGAAGUAGAAUUGGAAGAAGUAGAAUUGGAAGAAGUAGAAUUGGAAGAAGUAGAAUUGGAAGAAGUAGAAUUGGAAGAAGUAGAAUUGGAAGAAGUAGAAUUGGAAGAAGUAGAAUUGGAAGAAGUAGAAUUGGAAGAAGUAGAAUUGGAAGAAGUAGAAUUGGAAGAAGUAGAAUUGGAAGAAGUAGAAUUGGAAGAAGUAGAAUUGGAAGAAGUAGAAUUGGAAGAAGUAGAAUUGGAAGAAGUAGAAUUGGAAGAAGUAGAAUUGGAAGAAGUAGAAUUGGAAGAAGUAGAAUUGGAAGAAGUAGAAUUGGAAGAAGUAGAAUUGGAAGAAGUAGAAUUGGAAGAAGUAGAAUUGGAAGAAGUAGAAUUGGAAGAAGUAGAAUUGGAAGAAGUAGAAUUGGAAGAAGUAGAAUUGGAAGAAGUAGAAUUGGAAGAAGUAGAAUUGGAAGAAGUAGAAUUGGAAGAAGUAGAAUUGGAAGAAGUAGAAUUGGAAGAAGUAGAAUUGGAAGAAAUUCUUGACAAACUCUGUCAUGAAGCUGAGAGGAUCAUCAAAUUUCAUGGAGAAAUCCACUAUGAAUCUCAGGACCUGCCCAACAGCUGUUUCAUUGUACAUCAGUAUGCAUCCAUCUCUCCUCAGGCCAGCCAGGGUAGAAUAGUUUGUCAGUAUAUGAGCCAAUUGCCCGGCAAAGUGCCCGGCAAAGUGCCCGGCAAAGUGCCCGGCAAAGUGCCCGGCAAAGUGCCCGGCAAAGUGCCCGGCAAAGUGCCCGGCAAAGUGCCCGGCAAAGUGCCCGGCAAAGUGCCCGGCAAAGUGCCCGGCAAAGUGCCCGGCAAAGUGCCCGGCAAAGUGCCCGGCAAAGUGCCCGGCAAAGUGCCCGGCAAAGUGCCCGGCAAAGUGCCCGGCAAAGUGCCCGGCAAAGUGCCCGGCAAAGUGCCCGGCAAAGUGCCCGGCAAAGUGCCCGGCAAAGUGCCCGGCAAAGUGCCCGGCAAAGUGCCCGGCAAAGUGCCCGGCAAAGUGCCCGGCAAAGUGCCCGGCAAAGUGCCCGGCAAAGUGCCCGGCAAAUUGCCCGGCAAAGUGCCCGGCAAAGUGCCCGGCAAAGUGCCCGGCAAAGUGCCCGGCAAAGUGCCCGGCAAAGUGCCCGGCAAAGUAUUACAUUCCUUCUUUUUGUUUAUUCUCGUUGCAGCUCUCAUCCCUGAGUUGCUGGCUGCGCUGGACCACCAACUGGAGGCAGAGUGA